AUGUUUUACUCGCCCAGAGAAGCUGCCUUUCCAUUGAACCAACAGGACAGUGAUAUCCAGUGCUGGACUGAGAGCCGAUCUGAUGAGGACAGUGACACAGAGGAGUUCAUUUAUGGAAUCCAAGGGAGCUGUGCUACUGACCUGUACCACCACCCUGAGCUGGACACAGAUAUUGAGAGGGUUAAAGCUCUGUACUCAGACACUGCAGUCCAUGUCAGGGAAUAUGGCAUGAUUGAUGACGUGGACAUUGACAUGCAUAUUAAUCUCAGCUUUAUGGAUCAAGCAGUGGCCGAGGCUUGGAAAAUAAACCAGUCAGAACCCAUUGUUAUUCGUCUCCGCUUCUCUCUGUCCCAGUACCUGGAUGGCCCUGCACCUUCAGUGGAGGUCUUUCAGCCAUCCAACAAAAACAGUUGCAGCCUUGGACUACAGUUACAAAAUAUUUUAAGGACGUUCAUAUCUCAGGAGUGGAAAUAUCUUACUAAUGAGAGCAUCACAGUCCAAAGGAAGAGCAGACACAGCUGGUUCAGGCCUGGAGGAACCAUGAAAAAAUUCCGUGCAAGACUUGGCAUCUGGUCGCCAAUAUCAAAGUUUAAUGGGCUCCAGGAACCAACUAAGAGGGGUAGGGUCAUCAUGCCAGAGCUAAGAGUAAACCAGCAAAUAACUCAUAGAAAUUCCUACACAAUCAAAAAUCCUAAAGGAGAGUUCUUCACUUACACUCCCAAUGGAAAGAGGGUGAUGGUGUCAUCAAUCAAGUCCCCAGCACAGCUUACGACCAAGCAGCUGAUAGAGCUGCUGUUCUUCUCCAAUGCCAUAGCAGGCCACUGCAAGGCUGUCCCUCCACUGGAGCAUGGUUUCCUAGUGCAGAUCAUGAAGUAUGCAGAACAGAGGAUACCAACUCUGAAUGAAUAUUGUGUGGUUUGUGAUGAGCGACAUGUGUUUCAGAAUGGCCCUAUGUUAAAGCCUGCGGUUUGUACACGGGAGCUGUGUGUCUUUUCCUACCAUACACUAGGAGUUAUGUCCAGGGCGACAGAAGAAGUUGCAACAGGUGCAGAGGUGGUGGACUUGCUGGUGGCCAUGUGCAGAGCUGCCCUUCAGUCUUCACGCAAGAGCAUCAUAUUUGAACCGUACCCCUCUGUUGUUGAUCCAUGCAACCCCAAAACCCUGGCCUUCAGUCCCAAGAGAAAGAGCUAUGACAGACUACAAAAUGCCUUGGACAGCGUCAUGUUAAUCCAGAAGAUAACACAGGGUCCAUAUUCAGAGUUGAAGAAACAAAUGGACAAGCAAGAUCCUUUGGCUCACCCCUUACUACAAUGGAUAAUAGCAAGCAACAGAUCACACAUUGUCAAGCUCCCACUGAACAGGCAACUGAAGUUCAUGCACACACCACACCAGUUUCUGCUCAUCAGCAGCCCACCUGUAAAAGAGGCUCAGUUCCAAACUGCCAAAAAACUAUAUGGCAGCACAUUUGCUUUCCAUGGUUCCCACAUUGAAAACUGGCACUCUAUACUGAGAAAUGGACUGGUCAAUGCCUCCUACACAAAGCUGCAGUUGCAUGGGGCUGUGUAUGGAAAGGGCAUAUAUUUGAGCCCUAUCUCAAGCAUAUCCUUUGGAUAUUCUGAGAUGGGUAGAGGACAACACCAAAUACCCACCAAAGAAGAAUUUAUGAAAAACUAUGAUCGAAUAAACACAAUUAAACAGGAGCAACCAGGACAGUCCAGGUUUCUGCAGAGCAGGAAUUUGAACUGUAUUGCACUCUGUGAGGUCAUAACUUCAAAGGACCUCCAAAAACAUGGGAACAUCUGGUUAUGCCCAAUACCUGACCAUGUGUGUACACGAUUCUUCUUUGUCUAUGAGAAUGGUCAGGUGGGAGAUGUCGACAUUAACACCCAAGAUGCCGGGAUUUACAUGGAGAUUAUGCAAGUGAUUGCAGCAAUGCCUUGCUGA
Lampris incognitus (smalleye Pacific opah) is the source of this 1944-nucleotide messenger RNA. Its product is annotated as protein mono-ADP-ribosyltransferase PARP6-like. The record is from RefSeq and is a predicted model, not a curated record. Gene Ontology annotation, biological process: endoplasmic reticulum unfolded protein response. The coding region runs from base 1 to 1944 and encodes 647 amino acids. Gene Ontology annotation, molecular function: kinase binding; NAD+ poly-ADP-ribosyltransferase activity; protein serine/threonine kinase activator activity. The transcript is spliced from 22 exons. NCBI's taxonomy places the organism in Eukaryota, Metazoa, Chordata, Actinopteri, Lampriformes, Lampridae. Gene Ontology annotation, cellular component: nuclear envelope; endoplasmic reticulum tubular network; membrane.